Messenger RNA from Sardina pilchardus (European sardine), 1705 nucleotides. Its product is annotated as F-box only protein 39-like. The transcript is spliced from 3 exons. The record is from RefSeq and is a predicted model, not a curated record. Bases 197 to 1687 code for a protein of 496 amino acids. NCBI's taxonomy places the organism in Eukaryota, Metazoa, Chordata, Actinopteri, Clupeiformes, Clupeidae. Gene Ontology annotation, molecular function: protein binding.
GUGUCACGACUGUUUUAAAACAGCUAUUCACUCAUAAUCCACCCUAACUCGGGAAAUGGAUUUAUUCAAUUUAGGCUGAUUCAACAGGAGACCAUGUUACUAACUUGGGACUUCCAACCUCAUUUAAGAGCGAAUAAAGUUUCAAUAAAGAUAUGAUCUUUAAACUGGAAGAGGAAUUGAACGUGACCUGGCGAGGAUGAGCUGCGUGCCGAGCGAGGACGUCACUCUUGAGCAGCGAGAGGCUGGCCCCCAGGAGGAGAGCGGUGAAGCUCCAGAGCCAGACGGCCCCGCCGAGAGCUAUGAGCCCACUGCUGACGUCAGUGGUGCGGAUGAGUCAGUGGCGCGUCACUGGGCCCUGCUGCCUGACGUGUGCCUGCAGCACGUGCUGCGCUGGCUGGGCGAUCAGGAGCGGGCGCGGGCCUCUCUCGUCUGCCGCCGCUGGCAUCGCGCCGCGCGCUCCCCGGCCCUCUGGCGCCGCCGCCGCUUCUGCCUGACGGGCCGCGCCAGCAAGAGCCGGCGGCAAGAGCAGGAGGUGGCGGUGGGCUACGCGCGCUCGCUGGGCGCCUUCCUGGAGGAGCUGGAGGUGCUGGUGGUGCUGCCGUACCGGCGCAUGGUGACGGUGGCGCGGCGGCUGCAGCUGGCGCUCCGGGCGCUGUUCCUGGAACUGUGCGGCGCGGGCGCUCGCCUGCGCUCCCUCUCCGUCAGGAGCCUGGACCUGCAGCAGGACGUGUGGACCCGGGGCACGCGCGACGCCGUCGUCCACUGCCUGACGCACUUCCUGGGCCACAUGGCGGCUCGCCUGCUCCGGCUGAGGCUGUGGGGCUGCCGCGCCUCCCUGCCGCACGGCCUGCGGAUCCUGGAGGUGGUGUCCCGGGCGCAGCAGCAGCACCUGGCCUGCACGGGCUGCCCGUCCGGCGGGAUGCUCGCGCUGGACCUGGAGGGCUUCUUCUCGGCCGACGCGGCCGUGCACACCCACCAGUCCUUCCCGCGCCUCAUCGGCCGCUUCCACCGGCUCGAGCGCCUGACCCUCAGCUACAGCUGUGUGUCCGACGAGCUGCUGGAGGCGCUGGGGUCAAAGGUGAAAGGUCACGGCGUCAGCCUGAAGCUCCUGAGGCUCAAGUGCCACUACGAGGAGCCACACGCUCAGGUGGUGUGCGGGUCCGCCUGGUACGCUCUAGUGCAGAGCUGCCCCGAGCUCUGUGUGGAGGUGGACAUCGAGGGGGUCACCAACAUAGACAGACUGCGCAGGAUCCUGCUCCCUGGCGUCCCGCUCUCCUCCUUCGCCAUGUCAGAGUGCAACUUCAGCGAGCAGGACAUCAGCCCCAAACCCGUUUUCAGAGACAUGCUACCACGCUACUGGAGCCGGCUACAGGUCUUGUCUGUGGAAAUCGAUAACUGGUUUGAGUCCGUGGACAGGGAGCUACUUGAUCUACUGAUGAUGUGCAGCCAUUUGCACACCCUGGCGGUCAAUGCCUACCUGGACAUCAGCUUUGUGGAGCAGGUGCUUGAGUACUGCCAGGAGACCAGAUGCCCUCUCAGGAGCUUUGAUGUGAAGGUGUGCUACCUCAGUGCAGGAGACAGCCAUGAGGAGAGUGAGGAGGAGAGGCUGGAGGAGCUUAUGUCUUUUUACAGCCCCUUCAUACACCCAGAGCUGCAGCUCUCUGUUGAACUCUUCCCCAUUAAAUGACCUCACACGUGGAUCCAA